AUGGAUAGUGAGAAACCUCUGGUCUGUGUGGUCUAUCUUGGUGGCUCGCUUGUGAGUGACAAGGAUGGUUCCUUAUCUUACACUGGCGGAGAAGCCCAUCUAACAGAUGUUGACCGUGAGACCACAUUUGAGCGGUUUAAAUCUGAGAUAGCUGAGAUGCAUGGCGGCGACAUCUCUGGUUUGGCCUUCAAAUAUGCUCUACCAAGCAAUAAACGGACUCUCAUCACGAUCUCAAAUGACAAGGAUUUGAAGCGGAUGGUUGACAUUAACCGCGAUAAUUCAUCACCAGAAAUCUAUGUAUUGGCAAAGGGUAGUGGCCCUCUGGUCCCUGUCAAUGAGACCAAAACAUUCCAAGCAGAGUCAUCAACACCUAUUGCAUGCAAUGGUGAUAGGCUGAACAAGUUGAGUGUUUUGUGGGAGAAUUCCAUUACCGGUGUAGGUCAGUUGUUCAAGGAUGCACUUGAAUUUCGUGAAGCAUUACGUAAAUAUGCCAUUGCAAAGAAUUUUGGUUACAAGUUUGUUCAAAAUGACCGUAGGCGUGUGACUGCUAAGUGCAAAGGUGAAGGGUGUUCAUGGCGAAUACAUGGUUCCAGGGUUUCCACGACAAAAAUUAUUAAAAUAAGAGUUUUCAAGGAUGUGCAUACAUGUGAAAGAAAUGUUGAAACACAGAGUCAUCCACAUGUGACCAGGUUCUGGAUUGCAAAUGUGAUUAAAAAGAAGGUUCAAGAAGAUCCAGAUUAUAAAGUUUCAGAUAUUGUGAAAGAUAUCUACCAGGAUUAUGGUUUGAAACUUAACUAUUCACAGGCUUGGCGUGGUAAGGAGACAGCAAGGGAGCAACUUCUUGGCAAGGACAUAGAUUUUUAUAAGCAAUUGCCUCGUUACUGUGAAAAGCUGAUUGAUACCAACCCAGGUAGCAUUGCUACAUUGGCUACUACGGCUGAAGAGCGUUUCCAUCGUCUUUUUGUAUCAUUUCAUGCAUGUAUUUCUGGAUUUGAACAUGGCUGCCGGCCGUUGAUUUUCCUUGAUGGUACCAUACUGAAGUCAAAGUAUGGAGGGACUCUCUUUGUUGCUGCUUCUGUUGAUGCAAAUGAUGAUAUCUUUCCUGUUGCAUUUGCUGUGGUUGGACAAGAAGACUAUGAUAAUUGGCACUGGUUCCUUCUUCAAUUGAAAUCUGCAUUAUCAACUUCUCGUCUGCUGACAUUUGUAUCAGAUAGGCACAAGGGAUUACAAGAAGCUGUGCCAGAAGUGUUUGAAAACUGUGAUCAUGCCUUUUGCUUGCGGUAUUUAACAAGAAACUUGAAGAAGGAAAUGAUGGCAGCAUACUCUAAAGAGGUUAAAGAUGUGCUAGUUGAAUUAAUCUUUGGUGCUGCUAGAGCAAGCAGGACCGAUGAAUUUCAUGCUUGCCUGGAGAGCAUAAGAUCUGUGUCACCUGAGGCAGCUGCCUGGAUCAUGGGUGUGGAUCCUUCACGGUGGGCAAAUUUAUACUUCAGGGGAUCACGUUACAAUCAAAUGGCAACAAAUGUGAUAGAGUUCAUCGAUAGUUGGAUAUCAAAGGCAUGUGAUUUCCCAGUGCUUAAGCUAGUGGAGGUUAUGCGUUGUGAGAUAACAGAGCUAUUUCGUACGCGUUUGGAGAAUUCUACUAAAUGGAAUACCAGUCUCACUCCUAAAGCUGAAGAGAAAUUGCACAAGGAGAUGGAUCGUGCUCCUUUGCUUUCUGUGUCUGUUUCCUCUGCCACGGUGUUUGAAGUGAUUGAUGAUCAUAUUAACAAAGUUGACCUUGAAAGAUGGGAAUGCUCGUGCCUCAACUGGAAACUUAUGGGUUUGCCCUGUAGGCAUGCUAUUGCAGCUCUUAAUUGCAUUGGCCAAAGUGCUUAUGAGUUUUGUGAGAGAUAUUUCACGUCUGAUUGUUAUAGGUUGACUUAUUCAGAGACCAUCAACCCUGUUCUUGACAUCGACUCCAUAAGUUCCACUACAAAUAUGGAGAUGGUAGUUGAUUCAUAUCCAAAUGUUGAGCUUCCUAAGACCCGUCGUUUGCGUGGACGUCCUAGGAAAAGGCGAUUAGAAUCACAAGAAAUUGAAAAAAGGACACUUCUUUGCAGUAAAUGCAAGGGGCCUGGUCACAACAAAACUACAUGUAAAGCAUAUGCACUGACGACUACCUGA
Molecule: messenger RNA, 2163 nt
Organism: Nymphaea colorata (pocket water lily)
Lineage: Eukaryota; Viridiplantae; Streptophyta; Magnoliopsida; Nymphaeales; Nymphaeaceae
Exons: 2
Coding region: 1-2163 (720 amino acids)
Molecular function (GO): zinc ion binding; protein binding
Source: RefSeq, a predicted model, not a curated record